UCGGUGGCUGUUGGAUGAGCUGAAUUCAACACAGACCUCUCUACCAUUUGGAUUUCAAUAAGGAAAAAAUCAAAAUCAAAAUCAAAUGAUGCUUCUUCUUUUUCACGAUUUCAAUCUUCGAUUGAAAGUCGAGAACAACCUACAAUGAUUUCCGAAGACAAGAAGGGCGACGGCCACAACGAAAAUCCAUGGAAGAACUAAGCAACCAGAGACACCAACAACGAAGAUGGAAUGAGGCUCUGGCGGAUUGUCGUGUUCGGCCUAAUCCACGCCACUGCUACUACUUUCGCAGUUGGCCAGUUGCGUAGGACGGUUGACUGGUUCUACACUCAGUUAAACAGGUCACAGUCAUAUUCAUCAUGGAGGGGAGCAAAGGGUAGCUCAACUUAUAGUUUCAAGGAGGAAGCCUGGAAGAAAUACACACGUCGAAUGCAAGAGGAGUAUGAGGAAGAAAUGGAGAGAGUGGAGCGUAUAAGGCGCAUGCAGAGCGUAUUCAACAGAGAGAGAAAUAAAUACAAGAGGAGCUAUGAGAGUUGGAGGGAAAAUGAUCCUGGUGCCUACCACCAGUAUUCCCAAAGAGAUGAUUGGUAUUGGAAAGCUGAUACAUCCUACAAAGAUCAGAGAGCUAAUUUUAGACAAACUCCUAAAGACACUGGAAAUUAUUCGAUGUCACAUCACUACUCUGUUUUGGGGCUUGACAGGUCGAGAUCAAAGCCAUAUUCAGAGGCUGAGAUUAAGAUGGCUUUCAGAACAAAAGCGAAGGAGUACCACCCUGAUCAAAACCAAGAUAAUAAAGAGGCUUCGGAGACGAAGUUCAAAGAGGUGAUGACGUCCUACGAAGCCAUAAAAUUAGAAAGAAAGAAUGGGAACUCCUGAUUGGGUGAAGCAGUGCAGAAAAUUGUAAAUUCAGAGAGCAGCAGCAGGCAAAUUGGAUCAAUUUGAACGUGGUCCUACCUUUCUUUUUUUCUCUGUAUCAAUAGUAUCAACUUACCAUAAUUUUUUGCAUGUUGUCUCUAGCUACAUAUUCUCUCUGGAGAUUGCCCAGGGUUCAGGAAGCUGUUAAUGAGAAAUGAGUAAUGAGAGGGUAGGUCGUUUGACGCUCUUUAUUAUGUAUUACGUGAAUACAAAAAGGCAUGCAUUCCCUGCAUGGCAGUCUUUGUAAAAUAUAGGAGGUUCUUAAAAGUAUAUUCUUUGCCA
Messenger RNA from Magnolia sinica, 1197 nucleotides. RefSeq lists its product as uncharacterized. The record is from RefSeq and is a predicted model, not a curated record. Lineage: Eukaryota; Viridiplantae; Streptophyta; Magnoliopsida; Magnoliales; Magnoliaceae. The transcript has 7 exons. The coding region runs from base 232 to 876 and encodes 214 amino acids.